Molecule: messenger RNA, 12206 nt
Organism: Calliphora vicina (urban bluebottle blowfly)
Lineage: Eukaryota; Metazoa; Arthropoda; Insecta; Diptera; Calliphoridae
Gene: Vps13D
Product: vacuolar protein sorting 13D
Exons: 19
Coding region: 61-12069 (4002 amino acids)
Biological process (GO): protein targeting to vacuole; protein retention in Golgi apparatus; mitochondrion organization
Cellular component (GO): extrinsic component of membrane
Molecular function (GO): protein binding
Source: RefSeq, a predicted model, not a curated record
AGAAUAGAAGUAAACAAAUCAUUGAAUAUUUCCGUACAUUAAACUAUAUUACUAAUUGUUAUGCUAAAUGAAUUAAUAACGUGGGUGUUAAACACCUAUCUCGGCAAAUAUCUUGAAGAUUUUAACCCAGCUCAACUAUCUAUAGCUCUUGUGUCAGGUGAAGUUGAAUUAGAAAAUGUUCCAAUUAGAAAAGAUGCUCUUAGAUCAUUUGGAAUACCCGUGGAAGCUCUAUCUGGAAGUAUUGGAAAAAUUAAACUACAGAUUCCUGUAAGACAAUUUCGAACUUCUCCUUGGUGUAUCGUUAUUGAACGUGUAUAUGGUGUAUUCGGACCCAAAAAUUUAAACGAGUGGGAUGAUGAGAAGGAAAAACAAGACGAAUAUGAAUAUAAACUUAAUCUAUUGGACGCCAAAGAAGCUACUUGGAGAGUGGAAAAUGACUGUAAUGUGGAAAGCUAUUAUUCAUUGUCAUAUUCAAGCUGGUUAAAUUACGGUGCAACAUUGGCUACCAAUAUUUUGGAAAAUUUGGAGUUAAAAAUUAUGGAUGUCCAUUUACGAUAUGAAGACACAGUCACAGCGCCUAAUUAUCCCUUUUCUGCUGGCAUACGAAUAAAAUCUCUUUCGGCACAAACAUGUGAUGGCAAUUGGAUGCCUGGAUCAAAGAACAACGAUAGUAAUAAUGUUUGUUAUAAAUUGUUGGAAUUAAAAGAUUUAUGUUUUUAUUGGGAUCAACUGCAUGACAUUAACAUGUGCUCCAAAUUAACUUCGAAAGACCUUUUGGCAAACAUGAAUGAUUUAUGCAACGUGGAAACCCACAGAUUUGUAAUAAAUCCUAUAAAUGCUACUGCUAAAUUUAAAAGAGAACGUUGCAAACAGGCUAUAAGGAAUAAAAGUCGUCCCAGAAUAUCAUGUGAUGUUGUUCUACCUCAAGUCAUAGUAGUGCUGAAUGAAGUGCAGUAUAAGGAAAUUGUAAAAUGCAUAUCAUUUCUUCAGAGAAUUAAACGAAUAAGAUCGUUUAAAAUUUCCAGACCGAGUAGUAAAGUUGGAGGAAACGCAAAAAUUUGGUGGAAAUAUGCAUUGACAUGUCACGGAUUUAAUUUUCGGAGUAGCGAGGAAAAGUGGAAAAUUGCCAAAGAGAACAUACGUUAUAUCAAUAUAUAUAAACGCUUACUAAUUAAUCCAACGGAAAGUAUAUCAAAAGAGGAUAAACAGUUUAAAAUAGAAAUGGAAAAAGUUCGAUGUCUUGACGAACUUAAAUUUCUUAGGGAAAUCAGUUGUGGUAAUCUUUCUGCCAAAGGAUUAAAUGUGAGAAGUAGAAACUUGAACCAAGGCAAAGGUAUUUUGUACCAUUGGUUUCCGAAUUGGCUUGGUUGGUAUGGGAACACUUCAACGGCAGACGAUGAAAACUAUGAAAAAAUAGAGGAUGAUAUUCUGAUUGCUAUUAAGGAAACAAUUGAAAAUGACACAUUCUCAAAUAGAGAUGCAAUAUUUGCAAAUUUUACUUUUGCUCUUUCCGAGGGUCGGAUCUCUUUGAUGUCAGGGCAAAUUACCCAAAAUAUGGUUGCAUUAGAAAUGGAGUUUCAAAAUCUUCUAUCUUUUAUAGAAAUUAAACCAAAAUACACUUCGUAUUGCGUGGGAAUAUCAUUGGGUUCAGUAUGUUUAAAUGAUAAACUAACGAAUUUGACGGAAUUUCCAUACAUAAUAAGACCACAAAUUCAAGAAAACCAGAAAUCCCUGUAUAGUAAUUUUAUAGGACUUUUUACAAAAAAAGAUAUAAUUGACGGUAAAGAACCAUGGUUCCAGUUGCAAUAUGAAAAAAAUCCCGCCGAACAUCAAUCGGAUUACAGAUUAACAAUUAACUCUAAAAGUCUUGAUGUAGUCUAUAACGAAAGUACAUUUAAAUGGCUAAUAAGCUUUUUCACAAACCCGAUCAAUGAUCUAAAAACAAAUAUAUAUAUGAUUUCCGAAAAAGAACAUAACGAGUCUCGUUUGAAAUUCUUUAAGAACUGGAAAAGUGUACUAAUAGGACAAAAGGAUUAUAGGAAAAAGUGGUCUUUUGAGAUUGACAUUUCAGCGCCUAGAAUAAUAUGUGUAGACAAUUUUAAGGAUAAGAACACAUCUGUAUUUGUAAUAGAUUUCGGCCGAUUUCAGCUUUUUAAAAAUGAACGCGAUAGUAGUAGUUUUGCUUUAUUUAAAGACAAUCCUGCAGAUGUGGAUGUGGAUAGUGAAGAUGAACUUUUUAUGACGCCAUGUUCAACACCACCGGGAUCAAAAGUUAGUCCAUCUGAUUUACCGACAACAAUUGCGUCAACGAGCCACGAGAUGUCCACCAUUUCAAAAUUUGUCAUAAACAAAGACACUGGAUUAGAAAAUACUUUACAUAGUGAAAUAUAUGAUAAAUAUAAAAUAAAUCUUACUGACCUACAAGUUCUUGUAUGUAAAAAUCGAGAAUAUGGAUAUGUCUGUUCCAAAACGUCGUCUAGUUUUCAUUUGCUGGACAAAUUUAAUAUAUCAAUUCAGGUAGAAAGGCGCAUUAUUAAUACAUCUGAUCCUGAAUAUCCUGCGAUAACAUUGUUUGGAAAUCUGACCAAAAUCGUUGCACAUAUUAAUGAACAAAAAAUAACGGAAAGCUUACGAAUUUUAAAUCAAAUUACAUUGGAAAUAUACAAACCAACUAUUAACUCAGACUUAAAUCCUAAUAAUGUGCCUUAUGGUGAAACACUAUCCGAUGACAAUAAUGAAAUAAAGGAAAGUUCAAAUACUACAAUUUUCCAAUUUGUAAUAGGUCAGAUGAUUCUAGAAGUUCAGUCGAGAGAAAAAAGCAUCGCCGAACUUCAAAUUAUCGGCGCAAAAGCAGGAAUAACAAAAAAGACUGGAGAAAUUAGUAUCAACAUGUCUGUUCAUGGCUUCUUAUUAGUAGAUGCAAUUCAGUCUUUUGGUCACGAUUUUGAGUUGCUAAUUGCAAGUCAUCGUCAUGUUGAGAUGGAUAGCAUAUCUGGAAGUCUAAAGCAAAGUGAGCCAUGUUCUCCAAUUUCCCCAGGAUCGCCUGAUCCCAAUGGAUAUCAAAGACCAACAAGCCCACACAUCAUAAAUAAAGUUGUGGACGACUUACAAUUAGCAAAAGGUUAUGAUUGUGAUGCCUUAAUUACGAUAUAUAUCAACAUCGUUGAAUCCACGGACGGCGUUGAACCCAUACAAAUUGCAAAUAUAACAUUCAAUAAUUUGGACGUUAUAGCUAAUCAAGAGACGAUUGUGGAACUUCUUGGCUUUGGAAAACGAAUAAUUGACAAUUAUAAAUUGUAUCAAAGCAACCUUAAGACACAAGACAGUAAAGUAAAACCUAAUGAACCUAAAGACGACGUGGGAGUUGAAAAAGUUAAGACUGAAAUCAAUUUUGAUUUCCAUCGCCUAAACAUUCUAGUAUUAAGAAGCUCAAGAGUUGAGAAUGGAAAUGUUGGACGUAAAGUUGGAACUCUUACAAUGAGUGAAGCAAAAAUACAUGCAACACUAGGAAAGGAUUUAUGUGUAGCAGGUGCAUUAGGCGGCAUACAAAUUAUUGACAUAACUCCCGAAGGUUUUAAUCACCAGCGUAUAUUUUCCGUGGGUAAGGAUCCACUAACAGAUCUCCCGAAUAUAUUUAAAGAUGAUGCGUUGUAUACACUUACUAAUGAAAUGUAUGGGAUGGAUGAUGACGAAUUUCAAUAUACCAACGCUUUAAGUUUUAAAAUAACACAAAAUAAAAAUUCCACAGUAGUAAUAAAGGUGCGAAUGGCAUCCGUUUGGUAUACUCAUUGUCCCAGAUUCAUCGAAGAAAUAUAUUUAUGUGUUAAAGAAUUUAAACAAUAUUUUAAAAAUUUUGUGAAAUCUUUACGCAAUAAAGCCACACAUAUGGCAAAAGGUCUUGUACAUCACAUGAGUUCAACCCGGUUAAAAAAAUAUAACAAUACAUUUGGAGAUAUUUCGCUUGAUGUUAUACUUAGUACACCAGUAUUAGUUUUGCCGCGAUCAUGUAAGAGUGCAGAGGUUUUAGUUGCUAACUUGGGCAAAAUAACAAUAUGUAACACCCACGAGAGUUUUGAGAAUUGUUCGGAAACUAUAACCAGAGAUACAUAUUUUAUUGAUAUUAGAAAUGUUAACCUGUGCUCAUUAAACAUUGAUAAAAGAAACGAUGUCAGUUCCAAAGUUCUACCCAAAGCUAACGAAAUAUAUUCAUGUCAUAAAGACGCAGUGGCAAUAUUGUAUGAUACCGCUCUUCUGUUUCAAUGUAUAUAUGAAUCUGGAUCAUCUAAAGCAGCCAGAGAAUGGGAUAAACGCCAAACGCUCUUAAUUGAUGGAAGUGUCACUCAAAGCUUAAACAUAUGCUUAUCUAGAUCACAAUAUGAACAGCUUAUUGAAUCCUUAGGUUAUGCAACUAAUAUUAUGCUUUUGAAAGAUUCAAUCAGUAAAACAGAAAAAGAAGCUGAAACAUUUGAAGAAGCUGUUGUUGCCGACCUGCCAAAAACUAAUGAUUUCGAUAAAAUUUGCGUACAGUUUUCAGUGCCCAUCUUUAAACUUGAUCUGAAAAAUGAGCACAAUAUAUCUCUUAUACAUAUAACAUUACAAGAAUUUAGUUUUCAUAACAAAGACACCACACUACAAAAGGAGGUUCAAGUGUUACUACGAUCCGUUAUUAUGGAAGACUUAAAAUGUCCAACAAAUUCAAAAUACAGAAAUAUGGUAGACUCUUCAAGUGAAAAUGAUAAAAAUACUAAUUUAUCGAGAAAUAAACUUUCCCGUUCGUGUACAGAUUUGUCAAAUUUUCAAAAUUUUGAUAUUCUCAAUAGAUGUAUGUCUAUGCCGAUAAAUUUAAAUGAAAAAACUGUAACUAAUGUUAAUAGUAACAGUUCCAAUAAUAAAGUUUUAAAAAAAAUCGAUCUUGAAAUUAAUCAAAAGAUAAAAACAGAAAAUUUAGUAAUAUACAAAUCGCUUACAACCAAGUAUGCAGACUCUGAAAAAACAGGAGAAACCAAAAGCUCGAUUGACUUUAACAGUCUAAAUUUAAUUAUAUCUAUUGAAAAAUGGUUUAUGGUAUUCGAUUUCUUUGGACUUAUUACAAAUCAAGCAGAAAAGACAGAUGAUCAAAGAAAACAGAAAUCUUGUAACAAUCAAACUGUUUGCAAGAGGGAAUUACAGAUAUCAGUACGGUCUCUUAACCUCAUUUUGGUUAGAAAUGAGUCUGAAUUGUCAAAAGCUAACAUAUCGAAUGUAAUCCUGUAUAUUAAGAAGGUAGAUGCAAUUGAAUCAAUAGACGGACGGUUGGGAUCAAUUUCUUUGUAUGACUUAACACCAUAUGGCUAUUUGUAUCAAGAAAAGUUUUCCACAUCUGGAACAGAGGCAUUGAGUUUUACAUAUGAAAGUAUAAAUUCCAGCAAAACAAAAAAUCCAACAAGAUCACUAGAUAAAGAUGCUACUUUGUUACUUUUCAUGUCAUCCGUUAAAUAUGUGCAUACCAAGAGGUUCAUCGUGGAAAUUCACUUGUUCGUGCAAGAGCUAUUGCAACUACAAUCGCCAGUCAUGAACCGAAUUAAAAAAAAUGACACUGCGCAAAAUCCAAACAAUAGUGGUUUAAAAAUUGGAUUGGAAAUACAUGCAGAAUCUCCAAUUAUUUUAUUGCCAGUAUCGUAUAAUAGUAAUCAUUUGUUAAUUGCUGACCUUGGCAAAUUCACGCUAGUGAACAGUUUUCACUACGCCAAAGACUUGAGUUCCUUAAAUGAAAAGCGAACCGAAUUGAUGGUUUACAAUGAAAUUGUUGAUUUAAUGAACAUUGACCUUGUAAAUAUAAAUGUUCUUACCGGUGAACGUCAGAAUAAUAAUCAGAGGAGUCCCACAGUUAAAAGCAACCUCAAUACACUUCAUGUUGGUAAUUUCAGUGUCAUAAAGCUUGGCAAUGCGAUAUUUAAAGAAAAGUGCCAUUUAAAGUUACAAGUCAUAAGGAACACUGAAUCAAAUGUGAGUCAUAAUAUUCCAGAUAUAACAGUUAAAGGGACACUUUCAGAGCUUCAUGGGCUUAUUAAUUUGCAACAAUACAAACUUAUUCGAGGCUUUCUUAAUUACAACAUUGCGGAGACUAUAGAUGAUGUGUACUACAAUUUUCAAGUUAAUCUCUGCGAAUCUAUUGAGAAACUCUGCUCAAUGACGAAAGUAAAUGUAACGCACAAUAUUCAAUCGAAUUGGAAUACUUUAUCAAUGAAUUUUCUUUUAGAAAAUGUAAUAAUAUCUCUAGCAGAAACAGUUGAGAUGAGCAACCAUAAUUCAAGUUCUACAUUGGCCUGCAUUAAAUUUAUAAAAUCAACUCUGGAAAUUGACUCAUUUGCAGAUGGCUCACAGGAUAUUGAUUUAAUUUCAAGCGAAAUUCUUAUUAUGGACGCCAGGAGUCAUUUUGCAGGUUCCGCUUCAAAGAAUGUAUUCAAAUACAUUUUGAAACCAUCAAUUGAAGGUUGCUCUAAAAAUGUGGUGCAAGCUGAAAUCCACAGCCGCAAACGAAACGAUACAUCGAAAUACACAAUACUUUUAAAUAAUAUGAGAAUAAUGGCUAUUCUAGAUUACUUGGAAAAACUAAAUAACUUUUUAAAGGAAGACCCGUACAUGUCAUCAGAAAUAAGCCAAGCUCUAAAAAAAAUGACAAAUAUUUCAACUCCACAAGAAUCAGUUAAGACAACGGCAUGCUCUGAGAACAACUCUAUAUAUGAAUUUGUAUUGAACAUUACUAAUUCGGAAAUAGUGUUUGUAGAAAACAAUGAUCAAAUUGAUACAAGUGCUAUAAUAUUGAAAAGCACAACGGUUUAUUCACACAAACCAAACAGUAUUGUUCCAAUUUCAAUCGAUAUAAACCACCUCGAGAUAUUCUCUUGUAUUUUGGGAUCCGAAAAUGAAAGUUCUCAGUCAAUUAUUGAUCCUUUUACGCUUAAUAUGGAGCUGCGUAACAAUUGUUUUCAAGUCCAGAUUCAAAAUAAAACUUUUCUUCGUAUUUCUUACAACGAUGCGAUGCUGUUUUCCCGAAUUAUGCAGUCUAUACCAAAGCAGACAAACACGCAUGUCUUAAGGCAUUCUAACCAACGCAAUGACUUCGACAAAAUAGCACCAUUAGUUGCAAUGGGCUUUAAACAUGCAGAUUGUUGGAAUGCAAUGGAGGUGAACGGUUUUAAUAUUAAUGAGGCUGCUGUUUGGUUAUCACAACAGAAAUAUAAGAACUCGAGUUCUGCACUUGAAGUAAUUUGUAUUAUGUUGAACGCCAGUUCCUUGUCAGUGUGCAUAAUUGACGAUUGCUUAGAUGCAGACGUACCUCUUCUGGAGAUUUCCCUCUCGAAUCUAACAAUUAAUCAAAAAAUCCAGACUAGAGUCGAAAAGAAUACUAAAUGUUAUGAAGGAGAAAUUGAUGCUGUUAUCGCUAGCGAUUAUUACAAUCGACGAUUAAGCGGUUGGGAGCCAAUAAUUGAACCAUGGCAAUGUACAGGUCGUUGGAAAUACUCGAAGUGUACAGUUGAUAAAGCAAAGUGUUUGUUUAUACAAGCAAAUAGCAAACAGGUUUUAAAAUGUAAUAUUACAUCUACACUUUUAGAGUUAGGUGAUUUGGUUCACAAAAAUUGGACAGAGGAUUACUUUAAGCGGUCUGUUUAUAUAAAUCAUGAUAUCCCAAGUACAAAUAUGGGAAACAAUGUUCGGAGAAGACUUCCAUUCGUGCCUUUUGCUUUGAAAAACUUAACCGGGGAACCACUUAUAUUUAAAAUAUUUUUCUCUCAUGCUGGAGGUAUAACACGCACAGAAGUAACGCAACAAGAUCUAAUGUGCAACUGGAUAUCUGCCCAACACAAUGAAGUAGUUCCAUUCGAUUUUGGUCCUCAAAGUAAAUUAAGACAUUUGGAUUCCCAUAAACUGAACAUGCAUCAGAUACUGGUUCAAAUCCAUGGUUGGACAUUAAUUGGUCCCAUUUCCAUUGAUAAAGUUGGAACAUUUUUCCGUUAUGCUAAUCAAGAUAUGCAAUAUAAUAAAAAGGCGCGCAUUGUUUUUGAAAUUUCACUUGUGGGAUCGGCCCAAAAAUUAAUCGUAGUUCGUUCAGCUUUAAACGCAGUUAAUAAUACAAUGAAUACUUUUCUAUUGCGUCUGAAAAUGAAAAAUGAAAAAGAAUCGAUGCUAAUGACAUUAAAUCCGUUAGAAAAGUUAACAAUACCUUUGCGAUUUGUUGACUCUUCCAUUUAUUUAAAACUCCACUCUAUUGUUGAGAACAAUGAUAAUGACGCUGAUAUUGCGGAGAAAAAUAUUGGAGCAAUGGUUCUCGAAUCUCAACUAGAUGACAAUGGCUUCUGUACACGAUCCAUCCAAUGGACACAUUGUAAUACGAAUGACAGUAUUCAGGAUAUACAUUCAUGUUUUUCUCCAAACAAAACGCCAUUUCAUGUACUGACAGAAAUUAAAAAAGAUAGAUAUCCAGUAAGGGACACUUCAUCAAUGCCAGGCCACACAAUAACAAUUAUACCUCCACUUAAGUUGAAAAAUUUGUUGUGCUGUGAUUUACUUUUCAAAAUUAUGGGCCAUACUCACGGUAGACUAAAUGCUUCCGAGGAAGUAGAAAUAUACUCUAUUGACAUUAAUGAAUCAUUUUGUCUCAGCAUCACUUUAGACAAUUAUAAACUAUCUGGCCAGCUUAAAAUUCCAAUGGGACAUACCGGCAUUGUAGAGCCGAAGUUAAAAUUGAUUGAUGUUCUUAAUAGAGAACUGUUUUUGCGCAUCUCAAUACAAUCGUUUCAAGGCAAAGGAAUGGAAAUUUAUAUCGGAGCACCAAUUUGGGUCAUAAACAAAACAGGACUGCCACUCAUCUUCAGACAAGAAGGAACGAACCUUAUAGCAUCUGGACAAUUUGAUGAACACGAACAUGCCAGGGAAGUGUCACCUCUAAUGUUUUCAUUUUCCGAUCAGGAAGGCUCUCCAUUACUAGAAUUUCGACUAGGAACAAGUUUUGGGAAUAACAACCAGUGGUGCAAGAGUUUUGGAAUCCAUAAAGAAUCUACUUUCCGCGAGUUGAAGGCAGAACAAUCAAAAAUUAAUUAUGUCAUUGGUGUAAAUGUGCAGAGAGGAACUGGAGUAUAUAGUUGUACAACAUUUAUUACACUUACUCCUCGUUUUCAACUGUAUAAUAGAAGUACAAACAGGCUGGAAUUUGCUCAGAAGUGCGAUAUCAAGGAAAUGAAAACAAUUUCAUCAGAUAAAGUAAUAAUUGCAUUACCAGGAUGCAAUUUCCCCUUUCAUUGGCCAAAUUGUGAGCAGGAGCCGUUGUUGUGUGUGAGAGUAGCAGAUGAUGAGUAUUCUCAUUGGUCCAGCGGGUUGCCAGUAAAUGAAGCAAAAAGCCUCUAUAUUAACGUUAGAAAUGAGUUAGGUGAAAUGAUAUUUUUACGUUUGGAAGUUAUAUUGCAUGGAGGAACAUACCUUUUACACUUUACGGAUGCUAGUACUUUGCCACCACCAAUAAGAAUUGAUAAUUAUUCCGAAGUUUCAAUAUAUUUUUCUCAAAAAGGUAUCGAACCACAUUGGAGAACUAAUGUUAAACCACAGUCGUCACUGGCAUAUGUAUUAGAUGAUCCUAUAGGACCACAAGCUUUAUUUCUAGAAGCACCUGGUGGCAAUUUUAUUGAAUACUCCAUCAACAAAACCGGUGCUGCUAAAAGCAUUACAUACGCAAAUUUCAUAUAUAUUGCUUUCAAGGAAACAUUUCGACUAGUUUUGUCUGAUUGUGAUAACAAAAAUGUAGGAAUAGAAGGGCAACAAUUAGUUUUAGGCGUUAAGGACAAGCGAGUAAUAAUAACUAAAAAGUGUACAGGUGACCGCUCUCAACUAUGGCUAAUGAAUUCGUAUGGUCAAUUAGAACAUGAAGGUUCUUCUCCUCCUACGGAAUUUUCCAAGUCAACACAUCCAACGCCUCGCUUAGUUUUAGAUCUAGAAAAACCGCCAAAUCCUACCGACUAUACUAAGCUCGUUGUGCGACCACAAAAUAAUCAAAGAGUUACCACACAAACCUGGCGUUUCGAAACCGGAAGACUGAUGUGUCAUGCAAAUAUGUGUGUACAGGCUGCAAAUGGAGUAUAUGGAUUACAGCCUGGUUUUGAUGCUGUUUUGGGUAGAAUUGAGACCAGCUCUAGAGCUUCGAAUUCAAAUAAUAUUCCAUUUGAACAAAGUAUUGAAAUUCAAAAAUUACGGCCCGGUUCCGGACAUCUCGAAGUAAUUAAUAAAAUGGAUGGUCCGAUAAAAUCUAUACAAAUACGCGAUGUUAAGUUGAAUUCUGAUGAAAUAAUUCUUGCUCCAGAUCCACUGUGGAAUCAUGCAUCUGUUUUUAACAAGGGAAUGACAGAGAACAAUAAUUUGGCUAUUUUGGAUGAAUUAAUGAUUAAACUUACGCUGUUGAAAGGAUUGGGUAUUUCUAUAGUCACACGAUCACCUUGCGAAGAAUUAGCUUAUGUGACUUUAGAAGACAUCAUAUUUGAUAUAACGCUAUUGCCUUUUACAAAGUCUAUAGACUUAAAAGUCGGAGAUUUACAAAUAGAUAAUCAGCUGUUGGAAACGCAAUGCCCUAUAGUGUUAUACACUUGGAAGACAAAUACGGAAAAUUCAAACCGGGAGGCAUUAAUUUUAAGAGCAAAAUUAUUACCAAGUCCAAAUAAAAAUGCUGUUAUAUUUGAAUAUUUCUCUUUUGACAUUAACCCUUGUACUGUUGUACUGGAAGAAAGAUUUAUUCUUAAAACUGCGUUAUUUUUGGGAUAUAAAAAACAUUCUCAUCGUCAUGAUAAAUUAGCUGAUAAUCACAUAUACCGUAUCUACGAAAAUCCGUUUUCGAAAAAUGCUAAAAGAUUUUACUUUGAAAACUGUUCAAUUGGAUCAACCCAGGUACGACUCAGCGUUUUAACAGCACCGAAAUUGAAUGCUGAACUCUUUGAAAUAAAAAAAUCCUUGGGACUAACUCUAAUUAAGUUCGAAGAUGCUGUCAUCGAAUUUGAUAAAUUCUCUGAUAGACAUCAUUUUGAAACAUUAGAAGUCUAUGUGAAAGCACUUAAAGCUCAUUAUAUGAAUCAGUUAAAAUGGCAUGCUGCAUCAAUUCUAGGUAGCGUUGAUUUUUUGGGAAAUCCAUUGGGAUUUGCAAAUGAUUUAUCUGAAGGAGUGUCUGGCCUCAUUUUUGAGGGUUCAGUUAAAAGUUUAGUUAAAAAUGUUACACACGGCAUAUCCAACUCUACUGCUAAGUUGACCGAAACAUUAUCUGAUAGCCUUGGAAGAGUCGUUUUAGAUGAACACGAUAAUGAAACAAGACAAAAAAUAUUAGAAGUUGCGUAUCCCACUUCUGGAGGCCAUUUAGCAGCUGGACUAAAGGGUUUUGGAUUUGGAUUACUUGGUGGAGUCACAAGCAUUGUUCGUCACACUUACGUUGGAGCACAGUCUGAUGGUCUUCCUGGAUUUUUAAGUGGUCUCGGCAAAGGUAUUGUAGGUACGGUCACAAAACCUUUGAUAGGUGUUCUUGAUUUAGCAUCAGAAGCUGCUAGCGCUGUUAGAGAAACAAGUAGAGGCUCUCAUCACUAUCUGCCAGAUCGUAAACGUUUGCCUCGCUGUGUAACUGGGGCGCCGGGUGGACUUUUGCCAUUCUAUUCCUAUCGGCAAAGUAAAGGUCAGCAAUACCUUUAUAUAAUAAAUCGCCGAAAUUUUUCAGAAAAGCUGAUAUUUUAUGAGCCAAAUCUUUGUAAUGAUAAAGAAGCACAACUAAGACUUUUAGUAUCGACAGAAUAUGUACGAAUUUUUUCAAGGUGCGAAGAAGAUCCUGCAAUUAUGUUUGAAUGCCAUUUAAGCGAAGUUUUAUCAUGUCAUCCACUUACAACUAAUACGACUACAUCAAGUAAAGUUCUGGCAAACUACUAUAUAGAGAUAUCAACAAAUGUACCAAAAGUCACACGACCAAGAGUCAGAUGUCAAAGUGAAGAUAUUGCUGAAAGAGCUUCAAGAUGUAUUAACUAUGCUAAAGCUGUUUUUGAUGAACGAGAGCUUUCGGUGGUAACUUUUUGAAUAUUUUUGAUAUUAAUAAUACAUCGAUAACAUAAAAAACAAUGGGAAACUUCACGCAUAUGUAAACAUAUUUUCUGUAAUAUAUUUGUUGAUAUAAAUUAUUAAGAAAUGAGAACACUUAUUUUACAAUAUAAAAA